AUGAGGUCGAAUUAUUCACCUCGGAGCUGGAAAUCCUUCCAAUAUCUCCCCACCCGUCUCUACUCGAGAGCGCACAGCCCCCCAUGGCGGCCAGUGUCCGCCGUCGAUGAAUGGGUGGAGAGGGCGAUACGCCCCAUCAGUCUUCGCCAGUUGACCUUCUUCGGCCGUACCCUUACCGAACCGCGCCUGAUCAGCUCUGCAAACUACGUGCGAACCGAGCUGCCAACCCGACUGGCGCAUCGAUUGCGAGACAUUCAACAGCUACCCUAUGUGGUGGUGGCCAACCCACACCUUACUCUCGUAUACGAGCUGUACUACAAAGCGUUUGAGAAGGCCCGCGUGGUGCCUGAGAUCAGGAGCCUGGAAGAUAAUGAUCGGUUCUGUGAUAUACUCAAGGAGAUGCUGAGAGAGCACUUGGUGGUGAUCCCCAAUCUGGCGAUGGGUGUGUUGGAGUGCCGAAACCUUGCUCCGGCGGACGAGAUGGACCGUCUGAUGAACACGCUUCUGCGAGCGAGAAUCUCCCGCCGAGUCAUCGCCGAACAGCACCUCGCUCUCACCGAAACCUUCAACUCUCCAUGGCAUUUCCCCGACUCCCACGACCGAACCGAUAUGAACGCGGAUUUCGUGGGAGAAGUGUUCCUCAAGUGUAAGGCGAAGGAAGUGGUUGAGAGAUGUGGUAAGGUCGCACAGGAUCUGAUGCGGACGACCUCGGAGUCGACCCAGAUCCCUGCCAUCACUGUCCGGGGCCAUACCGACGCCACUUUCCCGUAUAUACUAAGUCACCUCGAGUACAUCAUCGGGGAGCUCCUUCGCAACUCGGUUCAGGCGGUGAUGGAGAAAUACCAUGGCUCCACCGAGCCGCCGCCACCGAUCGAGGUGCUCGUGUGCGAGACCCCACAGCACGUGAUAAUGCGAAUCUCCGACCAAGGUGGAGGUAUCCCGCGGGAGAUUCUCCCUUAUCUCUGGUCGUUUAGCAAGGGUCCUCGCACACAGACCCGAUUGGAGAACCUUGGGCGGGUCCCCGCAAUGGCAGCUACCAUGCAAGAGCUGCAAGUGUUCCACGAACGCAAGCAUGCAAAUCACGACACAUCAUUCUUAUCAUACCAUGAAGGAUCUUUGGACACACUGACGUCACGGCCGCCAGAUCUUCGAUUGGGAAUGGGGUUGCCCAUGAGUCGGGUUUAUGCUGAAUACUGGGCAGGCAGUCUCGAACUGCACAGUCUGGAAGGCUAUGGUGUGGAUGCCUUCCUGCAGAUCUCGAAGCUUGGAAACAAGAACGAGCAAGUCACCACUCGAGCAGCGAUCGAUGCUGUGUAG
This is a messenger RNA of Penicillium brevicompactum, 1317 nucleotides long. RefSeq names its product protein kinase PKP2. The record is from RefSeq and is a predicted model, not a curated record. The transcript has 4 exons. Gene Ontology annotation, biological process: regulation of glucose metabolic process; protein phosphorylation. Lineage: Eukaryota; Fungi; Ascomycota; Eurotiomycetes; Eurotiales; Aspergillaceae. Gene Ontology annotation, cellular component: mitochondrion. The coding region runs from base 1 to 1317 and encodes 438 amino acids. Gene Ontology annotation, molecular function: pyruvate dehydrogenase (acetyl-transferring) kinase activity.